AUGUAUCCCUACGACGAGAAGGUCGACCCCGGGCUGAACCUGAGCCAGAAGCAGAUCCGAGAAUGGGCCGCGGACCUGUCCAUCGCCGAGGGGUUACAUACGGGCCUCUUAAUCAUCAUGCACUACCGCAACCUCGUGGCAAGCAAGGACAGGUGGCACCGCAUGUUCGAUUCCUAUCGCGGGCUUACCAAGCCCGGAAUGCACACCACCAACGUGAUUGCAUGGGCCGCGGUGGUAGGCAAGGAGGCUGCAGCAGAAGAAGCGGAUCUCGGCGACGUGGAGCCGACGGACUACGCGGGAGCGAUCGCAUGCGCCAUUGCAAUGGUGUGGGAGGUCACUCGCGGUUCUAACGUCACUGCCGCGGCGGAUAAUGGAAACCUGGCCGCGCGUGCAGCUGGUUGCUAUGGAAAGCGAAGCAGUCUCUUCCCCGUAGUAUCCGCGUACGUCAUCAAUGCGGUGCGGAAGCGCAAUAGCCGCGAGGAAGAUGAGCCACAGGUUAUCGCGGACCCGAAGGCGGUCGCCGCCGCGAUCGUUUCCGGAGUCGUGAACGAGGUCAUUGCAAAGUCUCGCGAUCUCAGGCACAUCGAGUUGGCCGCCCGCGAAACGGUGGACGUUAUCAUCACCUGGUGCGACUGCUCGGUGGCAGGGAAGCAGAUGGAGUCCUUGGGUUCGUACCUUGCCCUGCCAAAGGAUCGUCUGAAGAAGCGCACUUGA
Messenger RNA from Closterium sp. NIES-65, 714 nucleotides. The record is from the annotation of a GenBank genome assembly. Lineage: Eukaryota; Viridiplantae; Streptophyta; Zygnematophyceae; Desmidiales; Closteriaceae.